AUGAUACUGAGUCAAAGAAAUGGCAUAAUUGUGCGAGUUAUGAAGGAGUCCGACUAUCCAAUAGUAAAAACCUUCUUGAGGGACUACUUUCACUACGAUGAACCCAUGGGAAUGGGCCUUAAGGAGCAAAUUCAUCUACAAAACGAGGAAGAAGUGGAUAGGCAAUACCUGGCGGUAAUCACUCAGGGACUUUCUUUAGUAGCGUUGGACGAUAACAAUGGAGGACUACUGGUUGGCAUUGCCGUGGCUGAGACGAUGGAUCGCAGCGAAAUGGCAAAGCAGCACAAGGAAGCCGACGAAAUGGAGCCCAAUGCCUUGGGUCGCAGCAGGAAGUUGAUAGCCAAAAUGGAGCGCGAAGCGAAGAUUUUCGAACGCUUCGGAGUCUCCUCCUACAUGAAUCUGCUGGCCAUCUCCGUUCACACCUCUAUGAGGAAAAGAGGUCUAUUGGUCAUCCUUUCCCGCUCUCUUUUUGAGUUGGGUCGCUUGCGAGGACUUCCACUGUUCAUCGGUAGCGGCACCAAUUACUACUCCACCCAGGCGGCGAUAAAAGAGGGAUGUGAGAGCAUCCAUUCACUAGCCUAUGCUGACUACAAGGACGACCACGGCCGACCUAUAUACAAUCCACCAGCGCCUCAUACCCACAUCCGGGUUUUGGCCGCAAAACUUUAA
Molecule: messenger RNA, 669 nt
Organism: Drosophila santomea
Lineage: Eukaryota; Metazoa; Arthropoda; Insecta; Diptera; Drosophilidae
Product: arylalkylamine N-acetyltransferase-like 2
Exons: 1
Coding region: 1-669 (222 amino acids)
Molecular function (GO): N-acetyltransferase activity
Source: RefSeq, a predicted model, not a curated record